GUGUUGUCAUCUACUGGUAUAACUUCGUCUUUGCGCGCAUGGACUCGUUGUUGAUCUGAUCCCACAUUUACCAUCAGUAAACAAACCUCUAUUCUUUUACAAGAUGGACGGACCUCCAACCCCAACUCGGCCGCCUCCAAGCUAUCCCGAUGGACCACCUUCCUACCUCAAUGAGUCCCUAGAGGAAGAGAACCUGAGCAUUCCAUCCAACAAUCCCUCUCUCAGAAUGCUUUCGCAAACCCAGGAUGAAUACAGAUCAGCGCCUCUUUCUAGUCGAGCUUCUCCCGAUCGAUACCACCGACCUGCAGCCUCCUCCACCUACAGCUCUCGUCCUGGCUCCAGCCUUGGACGAGCACCUUCAAUACCUCCUCCCGUAGCCAAUCCUCGAUCUCCGAUACGACCUUCCACUCCCUCCCGCGUCUCGACGGACUGGGCCAGACCUACAGCCUCCAGUAUCUCCUACGAACCCGCAGACCUCAACGGCAGUCCUCGACCAGGCACACCGUCAUCACAAUAUGGCGGAAGUCCAAGAAGACCUCUACCUCCUGCGCCUCUGUUUUCAGCAAAAGGUGGUGCAGCGGAGACCACGAUACCAAUGCCUGAACUCGAGUCAGAGAAUGAUGUGUUUGUUGGCGGUGGCUCGGUGAUGCCAGACAAUGAUCCCAGAGCAAGCUUGAAAUCUGCACACUCCUACUCGAGCCAGUCGACUUUUACCGAAGAGGACGAAGUCACAAACGAAAAGUUCGAUUACUAUGGACCUGCUCCUGAGGGCAAACAAGACCGAAGAGGGCUGAGGGAAGCACAAGUGACCAGAAAAGAAGUGAGGCUGAUCAACGGAGAGCUGAUUCUAGAAUGCAAGAUCCCGACCAUCCUGCACAGCUUUUUGCCUCGGAGAGAUGAACGAGAGUUUACUCAUAUGCGAUACACGGCUGUCACCUGCGAUCCAGACGAUUUCGUGGUGCAAGGAUAUAAACUGCGUCAAAACUUCGGUCCAACAAUGAGAGAAACUGAGCUGUUGAUCUGUGUGACCAUGUACAACGAGGGCGAAGUGGAGUUUACCAGAACAAUGCACGGUAUUAUGAGAAACAUCAGCCACUUCUGCUCCAGAACGAAAUCCAGGACUUGGGGAAAGGAUGGUUGGCAGAAGAUCGUCGUCUGUGUCAUUGCAGAUGGAAGACAGAAAGUGCAUCCACGAACCCUGAAUGCUCUGGCUGCUCUCGGGGUCUAUCAAGACGGCAUAGCGAAGAACGUCGUCAACCAGAAGGAAGUUACCGCCCACGUUUACGAGUAUACCACACAAGUCUCGCUCGAUGAAGGCCUCAAAUUCAAGGGUGCAGAGAAGGGAAUCGUGCCUUGCCAAAUGAUCUUCUGCCUGAAGGAGAAGAACAAGAAGAAACUUAAUUCUCAUCGUUGGUUCUUCAACGCAUUUGGGCGCGCCUUGACACCGAACGUCUGCAUUCUACUUGACGUCGGCACGAAACCGGACUCGAAAGCACUGUAUUACCUCUGGAAAGCAUUCGACCAAGAUUCAAAUGUCGCUGGCGCGGCCGGAGAAAUCAAGGCUGACAAAGGCAAAGGGUGGAUGGGUCUACUGAAUCCCCUUGUCGCCUCACAAAAUUUCGAGUACAAGAUGAGUAACAUUCUGGACAAACCGCUCGAAUCUGUGUUUGGCUACAUCACUGUCCUGCCAGGAGCACUUUCAGCAUAUCGGUAUUACGCUCUGCAGAACGAUCCUAGCGGUCACGGCCCGCUCAGCCAGUACUUUAAGGGAGAAACGCUACAUGGGGCCGAUGCGGAUGUCUUCACCGCAAACAUGUAUCUCGCCGAAGAUCGAAUCUUGUGCUGGGAGCUUGUCGCUAAGCGCGGAGAGCAAUGGGUAUUGAAGUUCGUCAAGAGUGCCUACGGGGAGACUGAUGUGCCUGACGCCGUACCGGAAUUUGUCUCACAACGACGACGUUGGCUGAAUGGCGCUUUCUUUGCUGCCGUCUACUCCUUGGUACACUUCAAGCAAAUCUGGCAAACCGACCAUUCCCUUGCUCGGAAGAUUCUGUUGCACAUCGAAUUCGUCUAUCAGUUCAUCUCGCUCCUCUUUACCUUUUUCUCCCUGGCCAACUUCUACCUUACCUUCUACUUCAUUGCCGGUUCGCUGGCGGAUCCUAAAAUGGACCCUUUCGGCCACCAUAUUGGCAAAUACAUCUUUGUCAUCUUGCGCUAUGUCUGCGUGCUUCUGAUCUGCCUUCAGUUCAUUUUGAGCUUGGGCAACAGACCACAAGGAGCGAAGAAACUAUUUUUGGGUACCAUGGUCACUUAUUCUAUCAUUAUGGCCUACACCACUUUUGCCUCGCUGUAUAUUGUCGUCAAACAACUCACGACUCAUGCAUUGGAGGACACAGACGCGGACAAUACCUACAAGCUUGGCAACAACAUCUUCACCAACCUCAUCGUCAGCACACUCAGCACUGUUGGAUUGUACUUCUUGAUGUCAUUCCUGUACCUCGAUCCAUGGCAUAUGUUCACCAGCUCAGCACAAUACUUUGCUCUUCUACCAUCUUACAUUUGUACUCUGCAGGUGUAUGCAUUCUGCAACACUCACGAUGUUACAUGGGGGACCAAGGGCGAUAAUGUCAUGCAUACGGACCUAGGUGCCGCCAAAGCACUUGGGUCUGGCACGGUCGAGGUCGAAAUGCCGUCGGAACAACUUGACAUCGAUUCAGCCUACGACGUGGCCUUGCGGAAUCUGCGCGACCGAGUCGAAGUGCUCAAACCACCGAUCAGCGAGAACCAGCUGCAGGAAGACUAUUACAAGUCGGUCCGGACGUAUGUGGUGGCAACCUACAUGGUCUGUAAUGCAGUGCUUGCCAUGGCCGUUUCUGAGGCGUAUCCUGUCGGUGCACAUCUUGGUUCAAAUUUCUACCUCACGUUCCUCCUUUGGUCAGUGGCAGCCCUAGCGCUGUUCCGCGCCAUCGGAUCAUCUGCUUUCGGCGUGAUCAAUAUUGUCUCUGCAAUUGCCGAAGGACGAAUCCAAGCCAAGUUCGAACGAAUCUUUGGUGGCGGCGACGAACAUGGACGGCAAAAAGCUGGUCUGGGCAGCGGAUUCAGUGAGUCUGGCAAGACCGGCUUGUCGAGCGGGUCAAGCGGUGGUCUGAGCCUGAGUGAUGUUACAAGUAAGAUCAGUGGAAAGUUCACCUGGAUUGGCGGAAAGUGAUGGCUCGAGUAUCCAGGAUAUGUUGUAAUGUGUUUUUGUAUUCAAGGAGACGGAGUUGAGGGAUGCUUGCAGAUGUCGACCACGAGUGUCGACGUGCUCUGAGUUAUGGCUGAACUUUCGUUGUUUGGAGGAUGUAUGAGUGUUAUUGAACGAGGACGAUUUUUUAGACAAAAGAAAGGCAACGACGGAUUUGGGUUGAUUGACACACAUGGACUCCCAUUGAAUUUGUGAGGACUACGAAAUCGCGGCAGGAUUGUUAGCCUGUCAGCAUGUACCGGCGGAGACCCUACAAUAGUUGAAUGAGGAUGAGGUGCUC
Exophiala xenobiotica is the source of this 3521-nucleotide messenger RNA. RefSeq names its product chitin synthase 1. Gene Ontology annotation, molecular function: chitin synthase activity. The transcript is spliced from 3 exons. The coding region runs from base 104 to 3205 and encodes 1033 amino acids. NCBI's taxonomy places the organism in Eukaryota, Fungi, Ascomycota, Eurotiomycetes, Chaetothyriales, Herpotrichiellaceae. The record is from RefSeq and is a predicted model, not a curated record. Gene Ontology annotation, cellular component: cell periphery; cell septum.